CCACCUCAGAAGUCACUCAGUUGUGUUCCGCGGUCCGUGUGAUACAGUGCGAGUGUAAAGACUUGUAUAUAUAUACAACUUUCAUACUGGUAGCCAAAAUUCCGUCAAGAUUCGGGUCAAAAACAGAGAACCCAUUUCCGUGUACCAGAUGGAGCACCCGGAGAUGGAAGAGGACAGUCGCAUGUUCGGGCGGAGUGAGGGUGUGGCGAGCAUGGAUCAGGAGGCUGGAGGAGGAGGAGGGAUGAUGGGGAUGAUGCUGGUGGACGAGGGUGACCGAGAUAGUCCCCUGAAGCCGGACAUGAGCAUGACGGAAGGGGAAGACAUCCUGGCCAAGCUGAGAGAGCAAGUCUCAGCCACCACCACUACACUGCUCACACACAAGAGGGAUGACGACUCUCUCCCUCCUAUAUCCCUCCCUCCCAUCUCCCACUCACCCACUCACAACUAUAACAACCACAACAAUAACAACAGUGUUCAUAGUCUCUACGACCGUCUCCACUCCCUCCUUCAAGCUAAAAAGACAGAGGAGGACGGGGAGGGUGACGAGGACUCGCGGGACCUGGUGCUACGGGCGGAGGCGCUACAAAGACAACGGGAGACGCUAUUAUCAUCACCUCAGGCGCUGAUGAAUGCCAUGAGGGGCGGUGGACCGCCCUCGCUGGUGCCGCCCGGGCCUCACCUGCCCUUCAUCCCCAGCACCGUGGGUCUGCCGCCCACCUCACAGAUGCCGCCCACCCCGGGCUCGGCUGGUUCCCGUGACUCCUCCGGUAACGGCGCCCGCACGCCCUCACACACGCCCGAGCCGCACCAGAGUCAGCAGUCCUGGAGCUUCGAGGAGCAGUUCAAACAGGUACGGGAACCAGCGAAGCACUCGUCAUUUGAAGAAGACAAACGCAAGUUAUACGAGUUGGACGACAACAUAAAGAGGAAAGAAUUUCUCGACGAACUCUUCUUUUUCAUGCAGAAGAGAGGUACGCCCAUCAACCGGUUGCCCAUCAUGGCCAAGCAGGUCCUGGACCUCUACGAACUCUACAACCUUGUGGUGGCUCGUGGUGGUCUGGUCGAUGUUAUUAACAAGAAACUCUGGCAAGAGAUUAUCAAGGGUCUGAAACUACCUUCUUCUAUCACCAGUGCCGCCUUCACUCUCAGAACACAGUACACCAAAUACCUGUACCCUUACGAGUGUGAGAAAACGAAGUUCUCCAACCCGGCGGAGCUGCAGUGUGCCAUCGACAACAACAGGAGGGAAGGGCGCCGCUCCGCCUACGGUAGCUACUGUGACUCUCUACAGCCCCCACUUCUUAAUCUCCAGUCACUGCACAACCUCCACAGCCCGCUCUCGCUCGCAGUACGACCUCACUUCAACGGCAACGGCACUACCUAUCCCCUACCCCAGCCUGACUGUUUAAUGGGUCGUGGUGGGUCUCCGCCAGGGUCGCAGGAGGCGCUGCUAGAGGCCACGAGACUCACCAUGUGGAAGCUCUACAACCAGGGUCUUGGAGGAGGUGGGGGCUUCCCCCACGAGGACGAGGGUCCCAAGCUGCCGCCUCCCUACCAUCCACUCGCCGGGGUCCCCUUCCCUCCACAGAAAGAGGCAUUAAACCUCGACCUUAAGGAAGACCUCUUUUUCUUACAGCGGCCUGGACGUCUCAAGGAAAAUUCAGAUCUUCGCAAUGACCUGCACAGCGACCUGCGCAACGACCUGCGCAACGACCUACGUAACGAUCUACGUAACGAUCUACGUAAUGAUAUACGCAAUGACCUGCGCAACGAUAUGCGCAAUGAUUUACGUAACGACCUACGCAGUCGCCUUGAAGAGAGUGCGUUACCACCUGCAGCCAAGCGACCCGCCCAGCACCAUGAGGACGCCCACGACCCACGCGUGCCCCCGCCCACCACGCCCACGCCCCCAGGACUGCCCGGUGCCAAUAUUAAGAUCACAUCCAGGGGUGAUGGAGUAGGUGGGGAUCAGAGCAUGGUAGUCAGCAUGGAAGUUAAUGGCAUUAUGUACCAAGGAGUGCUGUUCGCCCAGGCACCCAGGGCACGUUUCAGUUAAGGUGGCACUCCCCCUGCCUUGCUGGCUGAGGUGAAUUGCAUUAUGAAGUAGGAGCAGUCUAUUCGCCCAGGCACCCGGGAGAGGUAUUAGAUAUGGUGGCACUCUCCCUGCCUCUCUGGGUGCCCUUCUGCCUCCUCUUAUCCUCCCCUCUGCUCGAAGCCAACCCUCGUCCUAUACCAGACAUUCUCUUAUAAAGUUCACCUAAAUCUAACGACUCCCUUCAGAGUAUGUUUUGGUCCCUUCACACCCGGCUCCCCUCGCUCCUUACGUGUGGCCUCCUUUCCUUCACCUACACCUUGUAUGACGAAGAAGACUGGUGGUCAUGAUGACCAUAUGGUCUCCUUCCCUCCACCUAGCACCUGCCUGAGGAAGACUGGUGGCCCUGGCAGCAGUGUGGCUUCCCUCCCUCUACACAGCACCCUGCCUGAGAAAGACUGGUGGCCCUGACAACAGCGGAGCCUUCCUCCAGGGUAGCUCAAAGUCCUUUGAUUAAGAGCCCUUCGCCAGCAUCAAGGUACCCCCACCCUCAUUCCCUUUGAAGAGUUGGACGGAGUAAAGGUUACCAAAUGCUUCUUUGGGAUUACCCAAAGACUUGACGAAACACGAAGCAUAGUUCCCCCCUUCCUCCCCUCCAAAUAUAACCAGUCAAAAAUCUCAAAACUGAAGAUUAAUAUAAAUGGAAAACAUUCUUGUCAUUAAACACUUAUCAGCCCACCCAGAUCGUCCAGUCUCAGACUAAAAACUUAAAAAUUACUAAUACUACUCCAGAACAGAGACAAACUUAAGUGCUGCUCUCUCGACUAAUUCCAGAAAGAUCAGAAAACUAAGACGCUAAGCCAGCCACACAGUGCCUGGAGGAAUGAGAGGCAAUAAGUUUCCAUCCAAAGAAAAGGACAGGUUCAAUUCCUUCCCUCAAGAGCCCCUCACCAGCAUCAAGAAGCCUUCCUUGAGGGGAUGGUGUUAUACUGUCCCGUACUGUUUUAUCAGUGAGAAAAAAAAAAGAACCUUGAUAAGUGUUGUCAUAUUAUGAUCGUGAUCUGUGAGGAGGAGGAGCACGGCAAGACCGUGUGUCUACGAGCACAUGUGAAGGUGCAAUAGUCUAUGGCCAUAUAGCGAACCAUGGCAGCAACGACCAUGUUGGAUUCAGUGGACUGAGUGUCCCCUGGGGUCUAAUUAUUAUUAUUAUCAAAAAGAAGCGCUAAGCCAUAAGGGCUAUACAGCACCCUGGGGUCUAGUAUGAAGGAGGUGGCCAGGUGUAAAGAGUAGUGUAGUGGUCAAGUGUAGAGGGUGUAGCCGGCCAACAUGGCUAUUAAGUUACGGAUGUAGGUAAUCCUACAAGAGAUAACCAUUAAGGGUCCACAGCUUCCCAGCAGCUGGCUCAGCACUCUCUUGAGCUCUGUAGCUCCACCCUUUCCUAACUGUAUUAUUAUUAUUGUAUAGGAAGCUCUCAACUUGUAGGGGUCCUACAGCUUAUUUACAUAUUUAUUUCGGGAUAAACCACUAGUUCCAGGUGACUGAACCACGCAGCGAAAUUCCGCACCGUACAGGAGGAACUGCAGGAAGGACUGGAUGACUGGAUGGAGGGGAUUGGAACAAAUGCAUUGAAUGAAGAAGAUUGGAAGGAGUGAAUGAAGGAGGAUUGAAUGAAGGGGUCUGGAGGAAUGGGUAUUUGGUUAUUUCUGUUGCGAGGGUAUGACCCUGACCCUUAAGAAUCACGUGAUCGCCUGCUUAUGCUUACACGUAGCGGAAUCUACUCACGGCGCUGCCUCUCGACUACUCACUGUCACAAUACUUCUGGCCUCAUGGACCUUAUCACCCACUUUUAAAACAGUGUACGAACAGUUUGCACUAUUUCCUUAUCCAGUUCGUUCUCCCUCCUAGCUACCCUCACACUGAAGAAGCAUUUCCUGCCACUCAUGUAUAUAUGUGACACAUCCUCUCUCCAUUCCUUCAUGCUGAACACACUGGAGUCAAAUAUGCUAUUUAGUUACAUGAAGUUGAAUACAAUAUUUAGUUACAUGAAGUUGAAUACAAUAUUUAGUUACAUGAAGUUAAAUACAAGGAGGGUAUAUGAGCACACCUCUAGGAAGACAAACUUCAGAAGCGAGCUUUAUUAGGUCAUGACUAAAUAAAGCUCUACACAGUGAAAUGAUGUCCCAAUAUUACAUUAAUAGGGAAGCAUUAAACCCGUAGGGCUUAUACAGCGCCUGGAGAAAUGAGAGGAAACACAAUGUAAGGAAACUGAAAAAAAGGAGCAAUGUGGAAUACAAGAUUAUUUACAUGAAAAUAAGAGAAGCCUUCAGUUGAUAUUACUAGUGACAUCAAUGCGUCAAUAAAGAUCACUAUCUUGCUUUAAUAUAAAGUAUUGAAGUCCACCCAAAAACAGUUCCACAUAUUAACUAACGUUACUCUGAAGCUCCCCUUGUUGCUAUGAUAAUUUCCACUCGAGUGCAACUAUUUACAACUUCAUGUCUAAGAUGAAAGGAGACUCAAACCUUACGAAAUACCGAGCCAACUUCCGUGUGUUAUGUACAACAUGGCCACAGUAACCACAUCAGCUCAUUAGUAGUGCAGGUUUUUGAGGCUGGGCCCAGGUGAGAGAAACCUGACCGCCAAGGUACAAAAGAAGUCUUGGAUAAUUCCACCUCGGUACCUUAAACAGUGCUUUGUGAGAAGUCCAGUGAAAUUUCGCCCAUCGCAUGUCCACAACGAUACCAUAAAAAAAAUUACGAACGUUAAGUCAGGUGUAGUAUGGCAGAGAGGAAUUGGUCUUGCAGAUACUUAAGAGACAAAAAAAAACGAGGUUAUUGCAGACACAACGGAGUCGAGAGGUGUUCAUCUUGCAAGAACUUAAGCCGAGAUACUGCAGACACUUUAUGGUGAACAUGAAAACAAAUAUGGAAGAUGUGUCGCAAUAAAUGGUAAAAAGCACUUGAAACGAGAAAUGUAGCAACUCUCUACACACUUGACAACCAUACCGGUGAAUCUUGUUUAUGUUAACUCUUGUGUUGUAUUAACACUUCAAACGCAAUAUACUACAACUGCAGGAAUAAUUCGUUUUAGAGCACAGAAAUAAUGUUUAGUGAGGGUGUGUGUGUGUGUGUGUGUGUGUUUACCUAUUUGUGUUUGCAGGGGUCGAUUCACAGCUCCUGGCCCUGCCUCUUCGCUGAUCACUACUAGGUCCACUCUCUCCCUGCUCCAUGAGAUGUGUGUACUCACCUAGUUGAGGUUGCAGGGGUCGAGUCCUUGCUCCUGUGUGUGUGUACUCACCUAGUUGUACUCACCUAGUUGAGGUUGCGGGGGUCGAGUCCGAGCUCCUGGCCCCGCCUCUUCACUGAUCGCUACUAGGUCACUCUCCCUGAGCCGUGAGCUUUAUCGUACCUCUGCUUAAAGCUAUGUAUGGAUCCUGCCUCCACUACAUCGCUUCCCAAACUAUUCCACUUACUGACUACUCUGUGGCUGAAGAAAUACUUCUAACAUCCCUGUGAUUCAUCUGUGUCUUUAGCUUCCAACUGUGUCCCCUUGUUACUGUGUCCAAUCUCUGGAACAUCCUGUUUUUGUCCACCUUGUCAAUUCCUCUCAGUAUUUUGUAUGUCGU
Cherax quadricarinatus is the source of this 5654-nucleotide messenger RNA. Its product is annotated as AT-rich interactive domain-containing protein 3B-like. The record is from RefSeq and is a predicted model, not a curated record. NCBI's taxonomy places the organism in Eukaryota, Metazoa, Arthropoda, Malacostraca, Decapoda, Parastacidae. Gene Ontology annotation, cellular component: nucleus. Gene Ontology annotation, biological process: regulation of transcription by RNA polymerase II. Gene Ontology annotation, molecular function: DNA binding.